Messenger RNA from Dryobates pubescens (Downy woodpecker), 1647 nucleotides. It is a transcript of the gene ATP6V1C2, whose product is annotated as ATPase H+ transporting V1 subunit C2. Gene Ontology annotation, molecular function: proton-transporting ATPase activity, rotational mechanism. The record is from RefSeq and is a predicted model, not a curated record. The transcript has 13 exons. Gene Ontology annotation, cellular component: vacuolar proton-transporting V-type ATPase, V1 domain; lysosomal membrane. Gene Ontology annotation, biological process: proton transmembrane transport. Bases 25 to 1197 code for a protein of 390 amino acids. NCBI's taxonomy places the organism in Eukaryota, Metazoa, Chordata, Aves, Piciformes, Picidae.
CCAGGACUGAAGGGAAAUUAAACCAUGUCAGAGUUCUGGCUGAUUUCUGCCCCAGGAGAUAAAACAAAUCUGCAGGCAUGGGAGAGAAUGAACACAGUGACAUCUAAAUCCAACCUGUCCAGCAACAGCAAAUUCCAUAUUCCAGACUUGAAGGUGGGGACACUGGAUGCUCUUGUUGGCCUGUCAGAUGAGUUGGGAAAACUUGAUAGCUUUGCUGAAAGUGUAAUAAAGAAAAUAGCCCAGUACAUUGGAGAAGUUAUGGAGGACUCAAAAGAUAAAGUCCAGGAAAAUCUUCUGGCCAAUGGAGGGCUAAAGGAUAAAAUGAAAUGUCUCAAAAUCGACCUAAUUAGCUACCUGACACGGUUUGAGUGGGACAUGGCCAAGUAUCCCAUAAAGCAGCCGCUGAAGAACAUAUCAGAAGCGCUCACAAAGCAAGUGACUCAGAUAGAAGCAGACCUAAAGACCAGAUCGGCUGCAUACAACAACAUUAAAGGAAAUCUGCAAAGCCUGGAGAAAAAAACUGUGGGGAACCUGCUGACCCGGACCCUGGCAGACAUUGUGCAGAAAGAGGACUUUGUUCUGAACUCUGAGUAUCUCAUCACGCUGCUUGUGGUGGUGCCAAAGUCAAGCUACGCGCAGUGGCAGAAGACGUACGAGUCCCUCUCCGACAUGGUAGUGCCUCGCUCCACCAAAAUGAUUGCUGAGGAUGCAGAGGGAGGACUCUUCACCGUGACCCUGUUUAGGAAAGUGAUGGAUGACUUCAAGGCCAAAGCCAGGGAGAACAGGUUCACCGUUCGAGAAUUUUAUUUUGAUGAGAAGGAACUGAAAUGUGAAAAGGAAGAGCUGAUGAAAUUAGCUUCUGAUAAGAAACAACAGUAUGGCCCACUGCUGCGCUGGCUGAAAGUGAACUUCAGUGAAGCAUUUGUGGCUUGGAUUCACGUGAAAGCCUUGAGAGUCUUUGUUGAAUCUGUGCUGAGGUAUGGCCUCCCUGUGAAUUUCCAAGCAAUGCUGCUGCAGCCAAAUAGGAAGUCUGUGAAACGCCUGAGAGAUGUCCUGAACGUGGUCUUCAAACACCUGGAUGAAGUUGCAGCAGCAAGCAUAAUGGAUCCUGGCAUGGACAUCCCUGGUUUACAACUGGGCAAUCAAGAAUACUAUCCUUAUGUCUAUUUCAAGAUUGACCUCAGUCUUCUUGACUAGCCUCAAAUUGCUCAAGCUUCAACUACUAAUUAUCAAGACCCUCAAUAUUACAGUAAGCAAUCUUUAGCUGCUGAAAGCCAACAUGCCCAUGCUGUUGCAGGAUAAUUGCAUUAAGAUCUUCCUACCACUUGCAGUAAUGCUUAGCGACUUCCACAUAAAGAUCUGUUGCUCAUAGUUUUACAGAAACAUCUUUCAGAGGCAGGAGGUACUAUGGUAGUGUUUAUUUUUGUGUGUUGCAAGUUACAAAGAUGGAAUAGCUGUUGGACUUGAAAUAAAACAAUUGUCAAAGGGUGGUGGCUAAUGGAUCCACUAGGUCUACACAGUCCUGUCUUUCUAACAAAGCAAACUUAAAUAGUAACUAAAAAAAGCAAACAACAAAAGCAGAAAGCAUCAGAGCAAAACCCAGUUUCAACUAAAAGAAAAGAAAAACUCAAAGAUCCUGAAAGUUGC